Molecule: messenger RNA, 1848 nt
Organism: Aspergillus fumigatus Af293
Lineage: Eukaryota; Fungi; Ascomycota; Eurotiomycetes; Eurotiales; Aspergillaceae
Source: RefSeq, a predicted model, not a curated record
AUGUCUGGUCGCUUUGUUCGUUCAUCCAAAUACCGACACGUCUUCGGACGACCAACGAGAAAGGAUCAAUGCUAUGAUAACCUUCGCAUCUCGAAAAAUGCUUGGGAUACCAACCUUGUCAAGGUCAACCCUCGCUACCUCUCCGUGAAUUGGGAAGCCGGUGGUGGUGGUGCAUUUGCUGUCAUUCCUCUUGAAGAGCGAGGCAAGCUACCCGAGAGAAUACCCUUGUUCAGGGGUCAUACCGCAGUCGUUCUGGACACCGACUGGAACCCCUUCAAUGAUGAUUUGAUUGCCUCUGGCUCCGACGACGGCAAGGUCUUGCUUUGGCGAGUUCCCGAAGGCUUCACUCUCCGGCCGGACGUCGAACCGGACGAAAUACAAGACAUUGCGCCCGUUGGCAAGCUGAGCGGCCACCCAAAGUUGGUCCCUCUGGUCCCCUCGCAGUUUUGUCUCUGGAAGAUCGGGCACGUGCUCUUCAACCCCGCCGCAGAAAACAUCCUUGCGACCGCCUCUGGCGACUUCACUGUUAAGAUUUGGGAUAUCGAAGCCGGUGCCUCCAAAUUGACGUUGAACUUGGGCGAUAUUGUCCAGUCUCAAGCGUGGAGUGCUAAUGGUUCCCUGCUGGUCACCACCUCUCGAGACAAGAAGCUGCGGAUCUGGGAUGUUCGUCAGGAGCGACCCGCUCACGAAACCCAAGGACACUCGGGUGCAAAGAACAGUCGUGUUGUAUGGCUGGGAGAGCGCGAUCGCGUUGCGACAACUGGUUUCUCCAAGAUGAGCGAUCGCCAGCUGGCGCUUUGGGAUAUUCGUGCCCCUCGCGAACCCAUCAACGGCUUCAAGACUCUCGACUCGAUCUCUGGUGUUUGCAUGCCGUUCUGGGACGAUGGCACCCAGUGCCUGUAUCUGGCUGGCAGAGGCGACGGCAACAUUCGCUACUUCGAAUUGGAAAAUGACAAGUUCGAGUUCCUUGCUGAGUACAAGUCCGCCGAUCCACAGCGUGGUAUUGCUUUCAUGCCCAAGCGAGGUGUAAAUCCCCACGAGAACGAGGUCACCCGCGCCUUCAAGACUGUCAACGACAGCUACAUCGAACCUAUCUCCUUCAUCGUCCCUCGCCGGUCAGAAAACUUCCAAGACGAUAUCUACCCCCCUACUGUCGGUCUGAAGCCCGCUAUGGGCCCCUCGGAAUGGUUCGCUGGAAAGGAAGCUAUCCCGCCCAAGAUUUCCAUGGCCAGCGUUUACGAAGGCGAGGGUCUGAAGGAGGUCACAGGUGUACAAGAGCAGCCUACUCCUACUACGAGUGCUCCUGAACCCAAGCCCGCCGAACCUGUCGCUGCAAAGAAGGUCGCUGAACCCGUGCCGACGCCCGCACCCGUUGUCAAGCCGGAGGUGUCCAUGAAGGAGCAAGGCGCUUCGAUGGCCGCGAUGGUGAACAAGUUCGCCGACAAGGAAGAUGAUGCCGAGCCAGUGGAUGAUGAUUCCAGCUUUGAGGAGAUUCCCAAGCCAACUGAGCGGGCUGCUCGUUCCGCGGACAACGCGUCGCCCUCCAUUAAGACCAGCCCAUGGCAACAGAAGGAAGAGGCCAAGUCGCAGGCCAGUCCUGCUCCGGCCUCUCCCGUCGUCCCCGAACGAAGCACCCCUACCGUGCCCACCCCUACCACCACAACUCCCCCUCCAUCAGCAGGCUCGACUCUUCAGGCUGGCGCCGCUGUUGCCGCGGACGCCGUCCAGCGCGAGGUCUCGGCCAUCAAAGACCUGCUCGCAGAGCAAACCAAGAUCAUUGCAUCCCAGGCGGAGCAGAUGCAGAACCUGACUGCGGAGAUCGAGUCUCUCAAGGCCAAGCUGGGCUAG